Molecule: messenger RNA, 3675 nt
Organism: Trichoderma gamsii
Lineage: Eukaryota; Fungi; Ascomycota; Sordariomycetes; Hypocreales; Hypocreaceae
Product: male sterility protein
Exons: 4
Coding region: 1-3675 (1224 amino acids)
Biological process (GO): carbohydrate metabolic process
Molecular function (GO): kinase activity; phosphopantetheine binding
Source: RefSeq, a predicted model, not a curated record
AUGCCGGCUGCUAUCUAUCUUUCAGCUUCUCAUCAAGGAUCUUUGGAUCCCUCAAGAAAGCCUAUAGUGAGACCAUCGUCAACUUCAGUUACCAAUACAUCCAAGCCUGAGUCCGUACCCCGCACAAUAGAUGCACUGUUACGCCUGCGCGCAAUAUCCUAUCCUCAAGAUCAUAUUGUUUCGUAUCCAAAGUCAGGAAUAAACUUUGUCGAUUACAAUUUACAGCAACUUGAUGUAUUCGCUUGGAGGGCGGCAAAUCACUAUGGCCAGCAUAUUCCCGCAAGAAAGUCAUCGAAUGAAAAGCCGCAUGUUGUGGCGCUAUUGGGCGUAUCAAACUUUGAGUAUCUCAUUACGCUUCUUGCCCUAGUAAAGCUUGGGCAUACGGUUCUCCUUCUCUCAACAAGGAUCACAGUUCCAGCCAUUGAGUCUCUUAUCAAUGCUACCUCGGCCUCUACGAUUAUUGUAGACAGGAGACAUUUGAGUACUGCAAGAGAGGUUCAAAAUCUGCUGCCGCUAUUGCAACUAUUUGAAGUAAUAGACCGUCCAGUGUUUGAGUUUUCAAUUGAAGCUCAUGGAGACACUCAACUAGACUCUCAAUUGGAUCCGGAAAUUGAGGCGCAAAACAUUGCUCUUAUCGUCCAUUCAAGCGGAUCAACUGGUCAUCCGAAGCCAAUCUUUCAAACUCACAAGUCGUGUCUUGCAAAUUAUGCCAGCAGCAUGAAUAUGAAGUCGUUCAUUACAAUGCCGUUGUUUCACAACUAUGGAGUCUGCAGCUUCUUUCGCGCGAUACAUUGCCGCAAAUCUAUCCAUUUCUACAACGCUGAACUUCCGCUGACGCAUGAUAACUUGUUGAAGACAUUCCAAGCGAAUAAUUUUGAGAUCUUCUACGGCGUUCCAUACACACUGAAGCUGCUUUCAGAAUCUCAGACGGGCAUUGACCUCCUUCAAGAAUUAAAGCUUGUAAUGUACGGUGGAUCCGCCUGUCCGGAUGAUUUGGGCAAUAUUCUUGUUGAGAAUGGAGUGAAUCUUAUAGGACACUAUGGGGCGACCGAAGUCGGGCAGCUAAUGACUUCAUUUCGCCCCAAAGGGGACAAAGCAUGGAAUUACGUACGAGAGCACGAUGCACUUUCACCAUAUUUGAGAUGGGAGCCACGCGGCUCAAACUUGUACGAGUGUGUUAUCUUGGAGGGCUGGCCUUCUAAAGUGCAGUCCAGUCGGCCAGAUGGCGCUUACGCAACCAAGGACCUUUUCGAACCUCAUCCAAGCAUCCCUAGAGCAUGGAAGUACAUUGCCCGACUUGAUGACACAAUUGUUCUUGUCAAUGGUGAAAAGUUCAAUCCUGUGGAAAUGGAAGGCAGAAUACGAUCGGAUAAGAACGUCACAGAAGCCGUCGUGUUCGGCGCUGGUCGUGCGCAUCUUGGUAUCUUGCUUGUCCCAGCUGCUGGAUUAGCCACUCACACCAAUGAAGAAAUAAUUGAUAUAAUCUGGCCAGUCGUCGAAUUUGCGAAUAAGUCUGCAGAUGCCUUUGCUCGAAUUUCGCGGGAUAUGAUCCGGCUAUUACCGCAUGAUUGUGCCUAUCCUCGCACGGACAAGGGGAGCAUAAUACGACAAGCCUUUUACCAGAAGUUCAAAGCGGAAAUUGAGGAAACUUAUGAUCUUGCCGAGUCAAGCUCAGAAGAACUUGUGCAAUUUGAUCUCCCAGAGCUACAACAGUUCACAAGAGAUCUUGUCCAAAGGACCCUUGAAGCACCUACACCAGUUCAAGAUGAUGAAGACUUUUUCUCUCUGGGUUUAGACUCACUGCAAGCUAUCCAAAUGAGAAGCGAGAUAUUGAAGAAGGUAGACAUUGGCGAAAACAAACUUGGACAGCAAGUUGUAUUUGAGCAGCCGUCAAUCAGCAAAUUGAGCAGCUUUUUGCUCUCUCUGCGGAUUGGUAAUGUUGCGAAUGAGAAGAUGUCCAUCGAACAACAAAUGGAAAACCUCGUCAUGAGAUAUUCGACCGAGACUUUGUCUAUAUCGACUAGUUCGUCAAUCGUUGUUACAGGCGCUACCGGCUCACUUGGAGCUCAUAUUGUCGCAAAACUGGCUUCUAGACCUCAUGUUGAUCAAGUCUAUUGUCUAGUUCGUGCCAAUGAUCUGACUCAUGGCUAUAAGCGAGUUGUUAGCUCAAUGAUACAGAGAAGAGUUUACCACUCGCUGUCUCUAGCCUCAAGGCGGAAAAUCAUUGUGUUGCCAUCCGAUUUGGCGGAGCCAGAUCUUGGAUUAUCCAAAUCAGCUUAUGAAGCCAUUACUGAAAAUCUUAAUGCAGUGAUUCACUGCGCUUGGUCUGUUAAUUUUAACAUGCAUCUUUCGAGCUUCGAGAAAGGGAACAUCGCGGGCGUAUCACAUCUUAUUUCUCUCUGUCAAUCUGCGCAGCCACCAGCUACAAUGAACUUUUGUUCAUCUGUUAGUACUUGCUCUCGGUCAACGGUUAUUCCUGUUCCCGAGCGUGUUCCAGACUUUUCAUGGGCACAAAACAUGGGAUACGCUCAGUCUAAAUCGGUAGCCGAGCAUAUUUGCGCCAAUGCCGCAUCUCAGGGUGUGACUACUCGUGUGCUUCGUAUUGGACAAAUCGUUGGCGAUACAGAGCAUGGCGUGUGGAACCCGCAAGAAGCAGUUCCUAUGAUAAUGCAGACUGCGGUAACAAUCGGCGCUUUACCGAGACUCCAGGAAACCCCGUCGUGGCUACCAGUUGAUAUUGUGGCAGAUGUCGUCACAGAUAUAUCGCUUUCUAGUGCGGGAAGCAUAUUUACAAAUGUCACUAACCCGCAACUCUUCAACUGGAAUGAUGACCUUCUUCCUGCUCUACGCAAAUGCGGGCUUGCCUUCGACGAAGUUGAGCCUAGAGAGUGGAUUAAGAGGUUGCGGACAUCAAACUCAGACCCAGUGGCCAAUCCGCCUAUCAAACUAGUGGAUUUCUUUGCUUCUAAAUACGACAGAGAUUCGUUUGGCCCGUCAAAAACAUUCUCCACUGAAGUGGCACGUUCUUUCUCUCCAGCUUUGGCUAAAGUUCCCAGUCUUGUGGAGGAGCAUGUAGCCAAAUUUGUUCGCUAUCUCAAUGGAAAAGCAUGGAAGAGUUCAUCGUCUCCUAUGGAAGCUGAGAAGACGGUAAUUGUGAUGAUGGGUCCCUCUGGAACAAGAAAGUCGACGAUGGGAAGUGGAAUAGCGCAAACGCUUGAUAUACCUUUCAUUGAAGGCGACAGCCUAUACUCUCGCCAAGACAUCGCGACAAUAAGGUCACGUAUCACGCUCUCCGAUGAAGACAGCUUAUCUUGGAUCGAUAGAAUUAACCGGCGAACCGCGGAUACACUCACUGACCUUGGAUAUAACCGUUUAAUCGUCGGCUGCUCUGCUUUGAAAGAAACAUACCGCAACCGAAUUCGUCGCCAUAUGGCUUCGCAUAAAGUAAAAGUCAUAUUUGUUGACUUACAGGCUGACAGAGAUAUUCUUGCAAGACGUUCACAAGAGUGUCAAGACAGCCUCACGGGAGCCAAUUUAGUCGACAGCCAACUAGACUUAUACGAAGAACCCAGUAGCAGAGAAUAUGAUGUCGUACCUGUAGAUGCGGAGAGGGCUGAUCAAGUGGUAUUGGAUGAGAUUCGAUGGAUCAUUGAAGAAGCAGCUGAAUGGUUUUAG